AUCACUCCACCUACAAUAACACCACUCUAGUCUCUCUUAUUCUCUCUGUCUUUUCACACUCAAAACAUAAACACACACACAUACCAUGGCCACUUAUGCUACUUGGGCUAAACCAAAAAUUCUAACUUCUUGUCCACAAAGAGAAGUGAAAUCACAAAAGGCCUACAGAAAAAACAAUGUGAAUUGUAGUUUGCAGUCUCCUUCUAUACUUCAUUUCCCCAAACAAUCACCCCAUAUAUAUCAAACACCUUGUGUUCCAACCACCAUUGCCCAGCCAAAACAUCAAGAUUCUUCGUCGAGUAAUCAAUGGAAUUUCCUACAAAAAGCAGCUUCAAUGGCCUUAGAUGCCGUUGAAAAUGUGAUUGCUGCGCGAGAAAAAGAACACCCUCUGCCAAAAACAGCUGACCCUCAAGUCCAAAUUGCCGGAAACUUCGCUCCUGUCCCAGAACAGCCUGUUCGCCACCGCCUCCCAGUCACCGGAAAGAUACCUGAAUGUAUUUCCGGAGUCUAUGUUCGAAACGGGGCCAACCCCCAUUUGGAACCCACUGCAGGGCAUCAUUUUUUCGACGGAGAUGGGAUGGUUCAUGCUGUCCAAUUCAAAGAGGGGGCUGCUAGCUACGCUUGCAGGUUCACUGAAACAGAAAGACUCAUCCAGGAGCGUAAUUUGGGGAAGCCUGUUUUCCCCAAAGCCAUUGGCGAGCUUCAUGGCCACUCAGGGAUUGCUAGGCUUGCUUUGUUUUACGCUCGCGGCUUGUUUGGCCUUGUUGAUCAUUCUCAGGGCACUGGCGUGGCCAACGCGGGCUUGGUUUAUUUUAAUAACCGAUUGUUAGCUAUGUCUGAAGAUGACUUGCCUUAUCAUGUGGAGAUCACUUCUUCGGGUGAUCUUAAGACUGUUGGGAGGUACAAUUUUGAUGGCCAGUUGGAUACCACGAUGAUUGCUCACCCCAAAAUUGAUCCGGAUACUAAGGAGCUCAUUGCUUUGAGUUAUAAUGUGAUUCAGAAACCUUAUUUGAAGUACUUUCGGGUUUCACCUGAUGGAGUCAAGUCGGAUGAUGUUGAUAUUGAAUUGGCUGACCCGACUAUGAUGCAUGAUUUUGCAAUUACGGAGAAUUUUGUGGUGAUUCCUGACCAGCAAGUGGUGUUCAAGAUUUCGGAAAUGAUAAAAGGUGGAUCACCAGUGGUGUAUGACAAGAAUAAAGUGUCGCGUUUUGGUGUUUUGGACAAGUAUGCGAAAGAUGGGGAGGGAAUUAAGUGGGUUGAGGUUCCGGAUUGUUUCUGUUUUCAUUUGUGGAAUGCUUGGGAAGAUGAAGAAAGUGAUGAAAUUGUGGUGAUUGGCUCUUGUAUGACUCCAGCUGAUUCUAUUUUUAAUGAAUGUGAUGAAGGAUUACAGAGUGUUCUGUCUGAAAUUAGGCUCAAUUUGAAGACAGGAAAAUCAACACGAAAGCCAAUUAUGUCAUCGGAGGAUCAAGUGAAUCUGGAGGCAGGGAUGGUGAACAAAAACAAGCUGGGAAGAAAAACCCAGUUUGCUUAUUUGGCCAUUGCUGAGCCUUGGCCUAAAGUUUCUGGUUUUGCGAAAGUUGAUCUCUUCACUGGUCAAGUCCAGAAGUUCUUUUACGGGGAUCAUAAGUAUGGAGGUGAGCCUCUUUUUCUCCCAAAAAACCCGAAUUCUGAGAAUGAAGAUGAUGGCUAUAUAUUAGCAUUUGUUCACGACGAGAAGGCAUGGAAGUCGGAGCUUCAGAUCGUUAAUGCCAUGACUCUAGAGUUAGAGGCCACGGUCCAGCUUCCGUCCAGGGUGCCAUAUGGAUUCCAUGGCACAUUCAUUAGUGCAAAAGAUUUAGAAAGUCAGGCCUGAUACUCAAUUUGGCCUGAUCAAUAGUUUGCUAGUUUGAUUGUUAUUGCAGCCGAGAAUUAUCAGAGGGAUUGAUCAUACGUCCCCGAAAUUCCCCGAGCUGUUUAAACUACGGACCUUUUGUUGGUUGUCACAAAAGAGUUCGGAUAGUAUCAUUUAUCUUGUUUAUAUGUAAUGAUUUCAUGGGAAGAUUUGAAG
This is a messenger RNA of Daucus carota subsp. sativus, 2047 nucleotides long. RefSeq names its product 9-cis-epoxycarotenoid dioxygenase NCED1, chloroplastic-like. Gene Ontology annotation, molecular function: carotenoid dioxygenase activity. Gene Ontology annotation, cellular component: chloroplast stroma. Lineage: Eukaryota; Viridiplantae; Streptophyta; Magnoliopsida; Apiales; Apiaceae. The record is from RefSeq and is marked provisional. Gene Ontology annotation, biological process: carotene catabolic process.